Messenger RNA from Eutrema salsugineum, 637 nucleotides. Its product is annotated as lipid transfer-like protein VAS. The transcript is spliced from 3 exons. Bases 63 to 509 code for a protein of 148 amino acids. The record is from RefSeq and is a predicted model, not a curated record. NCBI's taxonomy places the organism in Eukaryota, Viridiplantae, Streptophyta, Magnoliopsida, Brassicales, Brassicaceae.
CCAAAGAACAUAAAGACAAAGAAACAUUACCAAGCCAAAUUACAACCAAAAAAAAAAGGAAAAUGGAAAUUUGCAAAACUCUCGCCGUAUUAGCCUACGUCGUGGUCCUCUACUCGGUCCAGGCGACAGCACAAGGAGGAGAAGGUCAAGUGAUGGCUUGCAUGCAAAAGCUCAUGCCGUGUCAGCCGUUCUUACACACGGCGAAUCCGCCGCCUCCGCCGUCGUGUUGCGGGCCGAUGAAAGAGAUGGUGGAGAAAGACGCGCCGUGUCUUUGCAGCGUUUUUAACAGCCCGGAGAUGCUAAAAAAACUCAACCUCACGAAAGAUAACGCUCUUGAGCUCCCCAAGGCUUGUGGAGCUAAUCCUGACGUCUCACGCUGCACCCAAACCGCUUCUUCUUCGCCUUCCGCGUCGCCGGUAUCUACCAACGGAGGCUCUUCCGUUCAAGCUGGCAGCUUCAUCGGACUCGGCUUUGUGUUUGCUUUUGUGGCAACAGUCUUAUACUAUUGAUUAUAUCAUCCCUAUAUUUUAUUUUGACUUUGUCAUCCCUAUGUUUUAUGUUUUUUGUUGUCAUCAUUUUAUAUGUUUGUGUCUAAGUACUGCUAGUGUUUCAUAUUUAUAAAUAAUUAAAUAGUUGA